Molecule: messenger RNA, 399 nt
Organism: Anisakis simplex (herring worm)
Lineage: Eukaryota; Metazoa; Nematoda; Chromadorea; Rhabditida; Anisakidae
Source: the annotation of a GenBank genome assembly
AUGUGGGGUGCGGUUUGUAUGGGUAUUGUGGUGGUGUGUGUUUGUGUGGUGGGUGCGGUUUGGUUGCGGACGAGUAAUGAAAUAAGCGAGUCGUUGGACUAUCUGGUGCAGAAGUAUUAUCAAGGUGCGGGUAGUAUGGCCGAGUUGGUGGACUUGAUUCAGCAUCAAUUCAAGUGUUGUGGGAAUGCGGGCUGCAGUGACUAUCGCGCAUUCUACAUGGACAUUCCCCGGUCGUGUGACCUUAGAUGUGAGGGGUGCUCGUAUCGAAUUAUGGUUGCGUUGAGAGUAUUAAUGACAGUCUCGUUGGUUAUCGCUGUUUUCGUUGUUUUUAUUGGGGGAAGAAGACGAGCAGUGGAGAGAGUACGUGCGCAGAAAUCGGUUGCUGAGGCUGCAUCGUGA